Molecule: messenger RNA, 2284 nt
Organism: Drosophila busckii
Lineage: Eukaryota; Metazoa; Arthropoda; Insecta; Diptera; Drosophilidae
Product: zinc finger protein 878
Exons: 7
Coding region: 190-1944 (584 amino acids)
Cellular component (GO): nucleus
Molecular function (GO): zinc ion binding
Source: RefSeq, a predicted model, not a curated record
CAAGCGCUACGUUAUUUGAGCGGUGGUGUAGUCUAGACUUAAAAUAACUCAGUUUACCCAAGAAUCACAGAAUGAGAUCCUAGAACAUUUGAAUACAUACAUAUAUAAGGCUGUGCUGAUGUUGACUACGGAUUUAAUAUUGCGUGCUGUGCAUUAAGGACUGCCUUAAAGUACCCAAUAAAUGCUGUCAUGGAAACGUGUCGAUGUUGCGCUAAGUGUGACUUCGAUGGGAACAACAACUACUGGCUGGAUCUAUUCCAUCCGAGUCGUUGCCAAAAAGAAAUAGCGGAAAUUCGCUUAGAGCUCGUUAACUGGAAAUUACAGAUAUUUCCUAAUGAUGGACUACCACAAAAAAUAUGUAGCGAUUGCUUUAUGAAGUUUUUUUCCUUACACACGUUUCGUCUUGCUUGUCAGGAUGCACAAAUUAAGCUGUCAAAUAUUUUUGAUAAAAUCGAUGCUAACACGCUCUAUGAUAGGACGGAUAGUGCAGACGACAAUGAGAAGAGUGUUAAUAGUCACCAAAUAAAUACUGCCGGAAACAUAGAACACAACACAACACAAGCCACUACCAAUGUUGGUAUCACUAUAGAAUCAAAAGCAAACUUAAACGAGGUAGAUAAAACCUCGACCUCAUUGUGUGACGAUGAAGCAAACCGCUUUGUGGUUGGCGAUACCUUAAACGUUAGCUACGCUUGCAAAUUCUGCUACAAGUCAAAGGAUACUUACGAGCUCCAGCACUUGCUCCUGGAGCAUAUAAGUAGCGCACACAACCCAAAUGCGCCAUAUAGCUGUCCCAAGUGUCAGAAUAGCUUUCAAGAUGCAGCCUCACGUACUAUGCAUAUGAAAAGUUGUCAUGUGCUUAAGCUUUAUACAUGUGAAGUUUGCGGUAAGAAGUACGGAGAUCGACACAACCUAGGGCAUCAUGUAGAAAAAUAUCACUCGGGUACAGACUUUGAAUGCAGUAAAUGCGAAAAGCGAUUCUUUAGCCGCAAAAGCUUACAAUACCAUAUGAAUUGGCAUAAUCCGGAACGUCAGCUCAGAUGUCGUCACGACGGAUGCGAUAGAAUUUUUAUCAACCGGCGGCACCUUAAAUGUCACGAAGUUACUCACACUACAGAUCCCCGCAAAAGUGAAUACUGCUGCUUUUGCGGUAAAGCUUUUUUACAUCUGAAGACUUUGCGCUGGCAUAUUUAUCGACAGCAUGGUGGGGAGAAGCCUUUUAAAUGUGCUAUGUGCAUUGACGUCUUUUCGUCAUAUGUCGAGAAACGCAUUCAUAUGCUGAAACAACACAUGGAAAAUCUGACAGUGCAGGAGCGAAGCGAGUGUAUGUUCCAAUCUUGUCGUAAGGAAUUUGAAAGUGGAAAAGAACUUAUACAGCACAUGAACGAGAGUCAUUUGAAGCGUCAGGAUAUUUCUCCAGUAAUCGCUAAUAGUAAGCGUGUUCUCCAGCCUCAACGAGAAAGACAGUAUACAGGGCUUUUUCAAUGCGAGAACUGCACUCAAAGAUUUAAUAUGAAGUCAUCGCUGGAGCGUCACAUGGCUGUUCAUUCUACUGAUCGGUCGCACGCCUGUACUGAGUGCUCCAAGCGGUAUAAACGUGCCCAGGAUUUGAAGUGGCAUAUGAAGACGCACGACAAUAAUAAAUCCAAUGUGUGUAAUAUAUGCGGAAAGGCAUUUUUCCUAAAAUAUGUACUAACUCAGCACAUGCGAAGCCAUGAUGUUCUAGAAAAGAACUUUAAAUGCGACAAGUGCGGACGCUCUUAUCUGUUUGAGAAAUCCCUUCGCCUACACGAACGUAUCCAUUCAGAUGAUACAUAUUACAAGUGUGACUUUUGUCAGGAGUGCUUUGUAACACAUGUUAAGUUAAAAACGCAUAUUAAAAAAGUUCAUGAAAAUUUCAAUUCCCCGGAUAAUUUUAUGACUGGUUCGAGUUUCCAAGUGUAAGAACGCACGAACAGAUGAACAAGGAGACAAAAUCCAAUUAAUUCAGUUGUCUUCCUGAUCAAACUUUAUGGGUCCUAAUCUUACAAGUUUACCUAAAAUCUACAUAUAAGAAAUACUUAAAAAUAGGCAUAUUCAGAUUUUGAAAAUCAACCCGGGAACGCCUGAAAACUUAAAUUUUCUAUAAUGGUGGGGAAACCUAAUUAGAAAGUUGAAAAAUUGGAUUUUUAUACACUUUGACAUUUUUGUAAAAAAUGGAAAAAGGGUAUUAUAAAGUGUCUCAAAUGUAUGGUAACGGGGAGAAGGAGGCGUGGCAGCCCCAUAAAGUAAUAUAUAUUCCCUG